This is a messenger RNA of Austrofundulus limnaeus, 930 nucleotides long. It is a transcript of the gene cntf, whose product is annotated as ciliary neurotrophic factor. The record is from RefSeq and is a predicted model, not a curated record. The transcript has 3 exons. Bases 132 to 722 code for a protein of 196 amino acids. Lineage: Eukaryota; Metazoa; Chordata; Actinopteri; Cyprinodontiformes; Rivulidae. Gene Ontology annotation, molecular function: ciliary neurotrophic factor receptor binding. Gene Ontology annotation, biological process: ciliary neurotrophic factor-mediated signaling pathway; negative regulation of neuron apoptotic process.
AGAGGAGGCGGUGUUAUCGCGAUAAGACCGCGGCUAUUACAGGCUAUAUUAAAAGGCUGACCUGUUGCGCCUCUCAGUCCGGGAGGGAAAGUCUAAUUGCUGCGGCUGGUCGGAGGCAGAGGGAGCUGGAAAUGGCAGGGAUACGAACCAGAGCCAUGACGGAACACCGGAGCGCGGCUGCCGGCAGAGCCGCUGCCGUCGCCUCCCUGCUUCAGCAGGAGUGCUCCCUCCUCCUGGAGCUCUAUAGAAAACGAGAGGACUUCCACGUAGAUGUGUCGGACGGCCGUCUUGUGUCUGUUCCUGCUCCUUCCUCCCAGCUGGACACCAGAGACAAGCUGUGGAGCCUCCACUCUGCCUUGCUGCAGUGCCGCACCUUUCUGGAACGAGGUAUAGCCAAAGAAAAUGAGGAGCUGGGUGGUGGGGAGAAGGGCAAGUACGAAAAACAGAGGGAGACGGUGAAGAACAGACUGUCGCUCCUCUUAAUCAACACUGGAGAGCUGCUCAGAGCUGCGGACGGCGCCGCCAUCUUGACUCCAAACUUUGAUGGCUCAGAGACAGAAAGUCCGUCCAGUCUGUUUGAACUGAAGCUGUGGAUUUACCGGAUCUACAAAGAGGUGGAGCACUGGACCAAGAUCGCCGUUACCACCUUGAAGGAGCUGCCGUCCGACACUCCCAAGGAGCGACGGAGGAUAACCUUAAGCACACGGAGCAAGAGGAGAUGAGACUGAGACGUGAAGAGAGUGGGUGUUGGUGAUGAAGAGGAACGUGAGAGCAACAUGAGUUGGAGGGAACAACGGAGGUGAUGAGCGUGCAGCAUGGCCAAAGUGAAAAAYACACCGAUGACUGCUGAAGCACAGAGAAGAGUUGAGGCUUUUUAAAUUUCUGAAUGCUCUUUAAAAAGAGAGCAAAAAAGUAAAACUCUAAAAAUAA